This is a messenger RNA of Rubroshorea leprosula, 482 nucleotides long. The record is from the annotation of a GenBank genome assembly. NCBI's taxonomy places the organism in Eukaryota, Viridiplantae, Streptophyta, Magnoliopsida, Malvales, Dipterocarpaceae.
CAAAAGAUGGGUGACUUUAUGGCAUGCCUAUAUACAUGGAUCCUGAGGAGCAAGGGGUCUCACACCGCAAGCGUCCACCACAUACCAUACCUGAUAAUUCUGUUCAAUCAUCCCAACAGGUGGUCCAAUUGCAACAGACUGUAAUAGAAUUACAAGAUAAUCAACUGACAUUACAAGAGAAGGUUGAGAGGAUGGAGAGAAUGUUUUUUAUGAUGCAGGGAGGGAUGCAAGGAGGGAUGCAGGGAGGGAUGCAGGAAGGAAUGCAUGGAGGGAUGCUGGGAUGGAUGGAGGGAGGGAUGCAGGGAUGGAUGCAAGGAGAUGGAGGGGCUGGGACAAGUGGGGGAGCAUAAUUGGCAUUGCUUUCACUCAGUUGAUCUUUAUAUCAUAACAUCUUCUAUUAUUAUAUAUGAAAUGGACAUGUAUGAGAUAGGGGCAUAGUGCUGUAAUUAGUUAGUAUUUUAGAUUAAAACACUUUAAUUAUG